Molecule: messenger RNA, 1052 nt
Organism: Poecile atricapillus (Black-capped chickadee)
Lineage: Eukaryota; Metazoa; Chordata; Aves; Passeriformes; Paridae
Product: high mobility group protein HMGI-C-like
Exons: 6
Coding region: 217-639 (140 amino acids)
Biological process (GO): regulation of DNA-templated transcription
Cellular component (GO): chromatin; nucleus
Molecular function (GO): transcription coregulator activity; DNA binding
Source: RefSeq, a predicted model, not a curated record
CAGGGGGCUCCCAGCUGCUGGAUAACCUCUCCUUCUCUCCUGCCUUCACUGCUAACUCUGCUGGGGCCAAGUCAAGCUGCCCAACUUCUCAACGGCCUUGCAGGUAGAGGAGAAUCCAUAACAAGAUAAAGCAAAAAAGAGGAGGCAAGUUUUCUUUCCCAGUCCAGAAAAAAUAACCUGUUGGAUUACAAUCUGCAAACAGUGGAGAGUGCCAUCAUGAGCAACGAGGGGCCAGAGAAUCCCAUCGCAUCUGCACUGACCGAGGGCCUGAAGAGGAAGAGGGGGAGACCAAAGAAGAAGCCACAGGAGGAUGGUGGAAACACAGCUAUUAUCCCACAGGAUGGUGUGGAACCACAGCCAGUGAAGAAACCACGAGGAAGGCCAAAAGGAAGCAAGAAACUGACUGCUAUAACUGGGGGAAUGGCAGAUCCUUCUGCUGAGAAAAGGCCAAGAGGGAGGCCCCGCAAGUGGCCUCAAGCAGUGGUCCAAGAAGGAGAAUCUGAGGGAGGAAAUCCUCUGGAAAGCAGUGACUUGAAUUUGAACUCGGCACCAGCCACACAAGGCCUCACCAGUUCAAGGUCUGGCAAAACCACUGGUCUUAGGAGAUGUCUGAGUAACAUCUCUGCUGCAGCUCAGUAGAGUCCCACCUGCUCGUGUCUUGCUGAAGCCAGAGGACUGGAAAGCAAACAGGACUUCUAAUGUUGUAUUUGAGAUUCAUUUCUGAUAAUUUUAGCCAAGUUCUCUCCUGUUGCCUGUGGACCUGCUUACCCCAAACAUCUAAACAAGGAUUUAGAGGAAGAAAUGGCAAAUGCCUUGUUGGAGAGUUGCCUUUUACAGUUUGUAGUAUAUCCUUUGUGAGUCUAACAAUUUCUCUUUAAAAUACUUGUAUAACCUGGUGCCUUGCCCUGACACAGAGAGCAGUAUUUCAACAGAAGUUGACUCAGCAAUUACAGAUACAGGAAAGGAAAUCUAUUUACACAGCUAAUGGCUGGGCUUGUCUGCUGUAUCACCUCUGGCAGACUGAUGGAGCAGUGCCACCAGUUAAGUUUUGC